AUGCUUCCGGCACUCAUCGUGAUGCUGAAGGAGUGGGACGCGAACCUCUAUGCUCUGAUUAUAAUUUACAGGUUUCAUUUCCUUCUCUUCUUCAUUGCUGAUGUGCUUGAGCAGCUCAACAUCCUGAACCGGGCGUUCCAGCCCAAGGAGCUUGACUAUGCCAGCGUGCAUGCGCAGAUCAAGCGCACAACGUCCCACAUCGAGAGCCGCUACGUUGAUUGCGGCGACGACUUUGGUGGCGGCGUGAGCGAGAUGCUGUCCCACUUCAUCGCGCGCCAUGGGCCAGGAGGAAACCGGGAGGUGAAAGUCGAAGGGAUUGACUCGGACGGCCGUCCAGCACGCUUCAAAUUCAUGCUGCAUGAGGAUGAGCUGGAGGAGUUCGAAGGGCCCGGGACCCAUGAUGAUUGUGUGGAACUCUGCACGGAGUUCGCGGAGGUGAUCUUUCACCAACUUGAGCAUCGGCUUGGUGACCUGGAUGAGAUGUCCGGGCUGUUCCUGCCAGACGAGUACCCGCUGGAUCGGGCCGAGAGGAAACGGAGGUGCCUUCAUUGCCUACAGUCUCUGGUCACUUUGUUCAAGGCCGACCUGGUGGAAGAGAUCGUGCCAGGUAAGCCUUAUCCCAAGUGGGAGGAGAUCGUGACAAUCUGGAGGGCCUACAAGAAGCGCAAGCCCCACAGCAACGCUCCUCUCCCACCUGCAGGAAAGCAACAGAUCAAGGCCAAGGAGGCAGAUGAAGUGAUGGAAGUAGAAGACAUAGAGGAGGAUACUGAUGCAUCUAAUAGUGAUGAUGAUGAUGGAUUUGAUGAGUAG
Molecule: messenger RNA, 810 nt
Organism: Closterium sp. Naga37s-1
Lineage: Eukaryota; Viridiplantae; Streptophyta; Zygnematophyceae; Desmidiales; Closteriaceae
Source: the annotation of a GenBank genome assembly